This is a messenger RNA of Brachypodium distachyon (stiff brome), 2587 nucleotides long. Its product is annotated as histone-lysine N-methyltransferase, H3 lysine-9 specific SUVH1. Gene Ontology annotation, cellular component: nucleus. Gene Ontology annotation, molecular function: zinc ion binding; histone methyltransferase activity; protein binding. NCBI's taxonomy places the organism in Eukaryota, Viridiplantae, Streptophyta, Magnoliopsida, Poales, Poaceae. Bases 146 to 2122 code for a protein of 658 amino acids. The transcript has 2 exons. The record is from RefSeq and is a predicted model, not a curated record.
CAGCAGUACAAAGCGCCUUUUCAGAUUCUCCAAGCUCUAGCGAGAGAAAGAGAGAGAGAGACGCACAUUGCCUCAGUCGGUGGAGCGAGCGCUCUGCUUCGACGACAUCGACAUCCUCCCUCAAGGCCUGGGAAUUGUGUUUACCAUGGAGAAGUCGAAUGUUGAAGCAGAAAAUGAAGAGGAGCAACCCCUGGAACCUAAGCCAUUACUGUCACUAGCACCGAUGUUCCCUACUCCUAGUGGAUAUGAUGUGGCAACUCAAUCAGCCGAUCCACCAGUAGUCCAUGUCACGCCAUUCACGCCCACCGGCUCCUCAUCAACUAGACCAGCUGCAGCUUCGUUUGAUCGGCCAUUUACACUGUCACCAGUGUCGGUAGCAUUACGAACGCCGAGACAUGAAGUUGAAUUAUCGGCUGAAUAUUUAAAGCCUUUUCUCAAACAGAAAAAAACAACAUCGGCGAAGAGGGUUCGACCGACUAAAGAAUCCAGUGAAGACAAUAUCAACCGGAGGUCGAUAAAAAAGAGCCUGAAUGAAAACCUCGUCUCGAUCGCAUGGCCCUCCUCAUUAGACAACCCACGAGAAUCAGUAGAAGAACUUCUGAUUAUGUUCGAUUCGCUCCGGCGCCGUACGGUACAAUUGGAUGAAAAGGAGGAUACAAGUAGACGGGCUGACAUGAAGACGGGCACACUCAUGAUGAGUAAUAACCUGAGAAUCAAUCAUGUCAAGACAAUAGGGCAUGUGCCUGGUGUCAAAAUUGGAGACAUUUUCUUCUUCAGGAUUGAAAUGUGCAUUGUGGGUUUGCAUGCACCAGCCAUGGGUGGCAUCGACUACAUGCCUAUUAAGGAUGUCGGGAAAGACCAGACUCUGGCUGUGUGCAUCCUCUCAGCUGGUGGCUACGAGAAUGAUGAACAAGACACAGACAUUUUGGUGUACACAGGCCAGGGCGGCAACAGCCGAAAAAAGGAGAAACAUGACCAGAAGCUUGAGAGAGGUAACCUGGCUCUCAUGAACAGCAAAAACAAGAAGAGUCAGAUAAGAGUCGUGCGCAGCACGCGUGACCCUUUCCAUCACUCGGACAGAAUUUAUAUAUAUGAUGGGCUCUAUAGUAUUGAAGAUUCAUGGAUAGAAAAGGGAAAGAAUGGUUUCAAGGUUUUCAAGUACAAGCUGAGAAGGGAAAUAGGGCAACCUGAUGGAAUUUCAGUUUGGAAGAUGGCUCAAAAGUGGAAAGCAAAUCCUGCUGCAAGGGAAAAUGUUAUACAGAUGGAUUUAUCAUCAAAGGUUGAGAACUUACCUGUGUGCCUUGUUAACGAAGUUAGCGAUGUGAAAAGACCAAUCCACUUCAAUUAUGCUACUGGGGUGAAGUAUUUAAUACCACUCAAUAGGGAAACACCUGUACAAAAUUGCAAGUGUCGCAGUCUGUGCUUGCCUGGUGACAUAAAUUGCUCGUGUGCACGACAGAAUGGCGGUGAUCUUCCAUACAGCUCAUCUGGACUGCUUGUGAGGCACAUUCCGAUGCUUUACGAGUGCUCUUCUAAUUGUCAGUGUUCUCAACAUUGUCGAAACAGGGUCACACAAAAGGGUAUUAGACUAAGUUUUGAGGUUUUCUGGACUGGAGACCGUGGAUGGGGCCUCCGGUCUUGGGACCCUAUCCAUGCCGGCGCAUUUAUCUGUGAGUAUACUGGUGAAGUUACUGAUAAGAUGAAGAUGAACACAGAUGAUAAGGAAGAUGAUUACAUCUUCCAUACGGCAUGUCUCAAUGAUAAGGUUUUAAGAUGGAAUCUGGGUGCAGAAUUACUUGAAGAAACAAGUAGAGAUAUCGCAACUGAGAGCCCUAAGCAAUUACCUAUGGUGAUAAGUGCAAAAGAUUCAGGCAAUGUAGCUCGUUUUCUGAACCAUAGUUGUUCCCCGAAUCUCCUUUGGCAGGCCGUACAGUAUGACCAUGGUGAUGAUAGCUACCCGCAUAUUAUGUUCUUCGCGAUGAAACAUAUUCCUCCGAUGACCGAACUGACCUACGAUUAUGGUAUAAGAGGGGCUCCUCCUGGCUUUAAGAACAAAUUUCCCAAAGCUUGCAAGCUGAAGGCAUGCCUCUGUGGAUCUAUAAACUGUCGAGGUUUCUUGUGACAAAAAGAUAUGCUGGGCAUGUGUGAACAUAUCUACUAAUCAAGGUAAAAUUUGUCAUCACCUCAGUGCACUGAAGGUCUUUUCUUUACUGGUCUAGUCGGAAAUAAAAACAACCUCUGUAUUUUGGACGCAGAAAACAGAGAAUGCACUGUACCAUAAUGGAUGCAUGAAAUGCUUCACAUUUUGUGGUUAAAGUUGGAGAUGAUGGAUGUGUACUACUCCCUAGUGACAUUAAGCAUGGAGCAUCAUCAUGUGGAAUCAGUUAAUGUUGUACUAAUACUUGCUUCUGUGAAAUGAUGACAAGAAUUAAUGUGCGCGUUUAAUUUUGCUUCUGUGAUUGAUGACUUCAAUUCUACAAGACUAAAUUUGCACGAAAGUACCAAAUUGUUUGAUUGCACAAAGUUUGCAAAACAUCCUUGGCAUGUCUCCAAACGAGAACUUAGAUCUCAGCAUACAGGCUUUGCA